Messenger RNA from Pollicipes pollicipes, 2613 nucleotides. RefSeq names its product L-fucose kinase. Gene Ontology annotation, molecular function: fucokinase activity; ATP binding. Bases 126 to 1679 code for a protein of 517 amino acids. The transcript is spliced from 9 exons. NCBI's taxonomy places the organism in Eukaryota, Metazoa, Arthropoda, Thecostraca, Pollicipedomorpha, Pollicipedidae. Gene Ontology annotation, biological process: GDP-L-fucose salvage. The record is from RefSeq and is a predicted model, not a curated record.
AAUAAGGCUCAGUAUGUGCACAUUCAACACUUGUCGUGCACGAGGGGGAUUUUUGUAUGUGCCUUCGUUGAAGAGUCUUGUGUUGCUGCCUCUGUCAUUGCUUUGUGGGCAUCGUCGUGCCUGCGAUGUGGCCAGAGCGGACGCCGCGGGUGGAGCACAUGCUGCUGGAGUCGCUGGACUGGGCAGCGGCGGCGGCCGGGCCGGACGGCGCGGCGCGCAUGCUGGCCGCCCAGGCCGACCUGCUUGGCGUGAUGGCCGGCGGCGAGGGUGGCCUACGGAGCGGACCGGCCGGCAACCAGGCCUGGCAGCACGCCUUCAGUGCGCUCGAGCACGAGUCGAUCUCGGCCGGUGUGUCGGCGCUGGCGCGCGUGCGCCGCGACUGGCUGGGCACGCCGGACCGACUGAUCCGGGCGGCGCGCCACUACGAGCGCGCGGCGCAGACGCUGAUCCGGCUGGCGGUGAUGGGUGUCACGGAGCGGGUCCGGCUGGGUGUCGGGCAGCGGCCGCCGACUGGCCUCUGGGUCACGGCCCGCUGCCCGGCCCGCGCCGACAUCUCAGGCGGGUGGAGCGACACGCCGCCGAUCUGCUACGAGAUGGGCGGCCUGGUGGUGGACCUGGCGCUCUGCAUAGACGGCGUGAAGCCCAUCGGGGCCCGCGUGCGCCGCACGAGCGACACCAGGGCCGUCCGGCUGAAGAUCUGCGGCCCGCACGGCGACCAGAGUCUGGAGCUGACAUCUGUCGACGAGUUUCGGGACUACAACUCGCCGGCGGCGCCGGGGGCGCUGCUCAAAUGCGCGCUCAUCGUCACGGAGAUCGUCGACCUGGACAGCGACGCCACGCUCAAAAAUCAGCUCAACAAAACGCUGGGCGGCGGCCUGGAGGCGGAGACUUGGUCGCGGCUGCCGCAAGGCUCCGGCCUCGGCACCAGCAGCAUCCUGGCGGCGGCGCUGGUCAGCGCCCUCUGGACCGUCUCCGGACGCACCUACACCAAGGACGAUGUCAUCCACGCGACGCUGUAUAUGGAGCAGGUGGCGACGACUGGCGGCGGCUGGCAGGACAUCGCCGGCGGCGUGGCCGGCGGCGUCAUCGCCUGCUCCUCCCCGUCGCCCGACAAGGGUGUCCCCUUCGCCGUCGGCGUCGAGUGGCUGGCGGUGCCGCGCCACCUUCCGGCCGUGCUGGCGCGCCACUGCGCGCUCGUGUUCACGGGCCGCGUGCGACUGGCGCGUAACCUGCUGCAGACGGUGGUGCGCAACUGGUACGCGCGCGAGCCGCGCCUGGUCGCCACCUUCCGCCGGCUGGUGGAGAACGCGCGCGCCAUGCGCGCCGCCCUCACCGAGGGUGACCUGCAGGCGGUCGGGGACCGCAUGAACGUCUACAACAGCCAGAAAAACGAGCUGACGCCGUCGGCGCUGCCGGAGGUGGUGCAGAAGAUCCUGGUCACGCUGCGGCCGCUGCUACUCGGCGCCACGAUAAUGGGUGCCGGCGGCGGCGGCUUCCUGCUGGUGCUGACCCGGCAGCCGGACCAGACGGACGCCGUGCGGGCGGCGCUGGAGCGGCUCGGCCCGGCCGAGGAGCGGCUCAGCGUGCACAGCGUCAGCGUCGACCCCGACGGGCUUGAGGUCACCGUCGGCGACGCGCCGCUGCCGCUCCGCCAGAACUGUGCCAACUACGCCGUCUGAGCGGCCAGCGACGACGUCCCACGCGUGACUGCGAGUGACGUCGCGCGUGUUGGCCAGUGGCGUCACAAGUCUGUGACGGGCGUCGGGGGGCCGGUGCCCGCGUGAGACACCAACUGGGUUGGAGGAUGUGCGGAGGAUGGCGGCGCACAGAGGGAGGAGCUGACAGGGCGGCGUCAGUCGCCUGUUCAUGGCUCUUGAGAAUUUAGCUCCAGUGAUUGGUCGCCUGACUAGUGACGUCAGAACGAGGGACGAAUCGAUGGGCAUUUUGAUGGGCGUCGCCCCAGCGCGACCGUGGCAAGAGUGGGAGUGUUUUUGAUACCGCUUGUUCCGUGUGUGCAGUUACCAAACAUCCGCUAACAAUUUUGAUAACAGUUCGUGGGACGACGGGAAGGACAACUUAAACGGGUGAAAACUGUAUCUCAGAUAGGUCAUGGCAAAGUUUCUCAUUACCCUGGCGGGAAGUGUAAUGCGGAGGGUGGGGCGCGUGUCAAGCUCUGCCCGUCUGUUGGGGCUCGCAUGUAUCCAAGAGCUGGAGCUCAGCUUUGCAGUGAUUUUGGCUUGCCAGGCUUCGGGGCAGUCGACGGGGAGUUCCUACGAUGCGACGCUACUCGUCGGCCGCAGUGAUGGUGCUACUAAUAGCUGCGCAGGAUGGCCAACAGAUGACCGCGUGGUGAUAACGGUGGACUGUGUAAUCUUCAUCGUGCGUACAAAGAUCGAUUGUACAAGCACCCCACCAAGACGUGAUAAGCGAUUCGUGUAUGUCUUCCGCCGUGAUUGCUUUUUACCAAACCAUUCUUUACAUAUAGAUUUCAGCUGAAGUCAGUAUGCAGACCCAAGGGCGGAACCGUCAGGUGUGUGGGCAGUGUUCCGCGCCGACCGUGCCUGGUGACCCUCCACCAUGGCGGAAGCGCCAAUAAAACUCCGUCACACUCGG